Syngnathus typhle (broad-nosed pipefish) is the source of this 2890-nucleotide messenger RNA. RefSeq names its product mitogen-activated protein kinase kinase 4b (gene map2k4b). The transcript has 13 exons. Gene Ontology annotation, biological process: protein phosphorylation; MAPK cascade. Bases 122 to 1387 code for a protein of 421 amino acids. Lineage: Eukaryota; Metazoa; Chordata; Actinopteri; Syngnathiformes; Syngnathidae. Gene Ontology annotation, molecular function: JUN kinase kinase activity; ATP binding. The record is from RefSeq and is a predicted model, not a curated record.
UGCUGCGUUCAAGUUGCGCAGUGUCCCGUCCGGACUGGAGGCAGCGAGAGGGCCAACUUUCACUAUCUGCAUUGCAGCCCGAGCGCUGCUGCCCACCGGCCCGCCGGAACCCCACACAACAAUGGCGACUCCCAGUCCUGACAGCAACUCCUCGAGCUCCAGCAACAGCUUCAGCAUUGUAGGAUCGGCGUCGCAUCAAUUCCACCAGCAGACACCGAGUAGCAAUAUGCAAGAAACCAACAGCUGCUGGAGAUGUCAAAAUGAAACAGGAUUUCAGAUAAGCUUCUCUGGAGUUUCCCAAAGUAAACGUAAGGCGCUGAAGCUAAAUUUCGCCAGCCCUCCGGUGAAGCCAGCGUCCCGCCCCCCGCUCAAUCCAACACCCCCAGCGUUCCAAAGCACCCACAUAGAGCGGCUGAGAACACACAGCAUUGAAUCAUCGGGGAAGCUUAAGAUUUCUCCUGAGCAGCACUGCGACUUCACGGCUGAGGAUCUGAGAGACCUCGGGGAGAUCGGCCGCGGGGCCUACGGCUCCGUCAAUAAGAUGGUCCACAAACCCACGGGCCAGAUUAUGGCAGUCAAGAGGAUUCGUUCCACCGUUGAUGAAAAGGAGCAGAAACAGCUGUUGAUGGAUCUCGACGUGGUGAUGAGGAGUAGCGACUGUCUGUACAUUGUUCAAUUCUACGGGGCUCUCUUCAGGGAGGGAGACUGUUGGAUUUGUAUGGAGCUCAUGUCUACCUCAUUAGACAAAUUUUAUAAAUAUGUAUAUUGUGCAUUCGAUGAUGUCAUUCCAGAGGAGAUAUUAGGCAAAAUAACUUUAGCGACGGUGAAAGCACUGAACCACUUAAAGGAAAACUUGAAAAUAAUCCACAGAGACAUCAAACCUUCCAACAUUCUUAUGGACCGAAAGGGGAACAUCAAGCUGUGUGAUUUCGGCAUCAGCGGCCAGCUGGUGGACUCCAUAGCCAAGACCAGAGAUGCUGGCUGCAGGCCUUACAUGGCACCUGAAAGAAUAGACCCCAGUGCCUCGAGACAAGGUUACGACGUCCGUUCUGAUGUGUGGAGCUUGGGAAUCACCUUGUAUGAGCUGGCCACUGGAAGGUUUCCGUACCCCAAGUGGAACAGCGUUUUUGAUCAGCUGACCCAAGUGGUGAAAGGAGAGCCUCCGCAGCUCAGUAAUUCCGAGGAGAGGCAGUUCUCCCCCAAGUUCAUCAAUUUUGUUAACUUAUGCCUUACAAAGGAUGAAUCGAAAAGGCCAAAGUACAGGGAGUUGCUGAAACAUCCGUUCAUUCUCAUGUACGAAGAGCGCUUUGUAGAUGUGGCCACUUACGUGUGCCGGAUCCUGGAUCAGAUCCCCACCUCUCCCAUCUCUCCUAUGUAUGUGGACUGAAGGAGUUGGGAGGAAAAGCCAUCCAGCUUUGUGUGGUAAUGCCCGCAAUCUUAGCACCUGGACUUUGACAGAUUCACCAAUUUAGUUCCAAAGAGAGGAACACGAGUGGUGCGGUGAGAUAGAUGAAUAUUGUUAAGACGACUAUUCUACCACACCUCAUCUAAAGUUGUUCACAAAAAAGAAUCAACCAAAUAAAAAGACAGAGCAAUGGUGCUAAAAAUAGCCCACUAUUGGAUUGUGCGUUGUCGACUGUACGUAUACUUUUGUGUGUUCACCUCCUGAAGAAAUGUACAGAUGUAAUCAGCUAGACAUACUCUGUAAACACACACAGCCAUCUUGGAUUUUAGCGGCACUCUAAGUAUGUUAAGCGCGCUUAUCUGGGUCAAUAAUUCUGGAUCUGGUUGUGUGGCUUCAUGUCCUUCUUUUGAGGGUCUUGUCUUAACACACAAUUAGCACAAUAGUUAAUAAUGCUCACGCUCAAGGUCAGCCCAGUUUGCGGCUCUCCUGUAAUUGCGUUCAAGUCACUGAGAUAAGCAUUGAACUAUUUAUAAUUAUGAUUGGAAAUCUAAAUGUACAUUUAAAAGUGCACACUGAUAAAUUGAUUGAUUUUAUUUCUAUUGCAGACAAAUUAAAUGCUUAUCUCUGUGACUCGAAAAUAAUGACAAUGCACAAACUGGCUAAUGCAAUCCUUGCCUGAUGUAAAGUUACUUGAUGUAUAUGUGUAUGUAUAUAGUGCAUCUAAUCUGCUGUUAUUGGGCAGGUUUUGCAAGAAGGCCAUUAAGGCCCAGUCGAACAAAGCCAAGAGAUUGGUGGGGAGUGCAGGUUAAAGAAAAAAAAAAGAAAAAAGAAAUCAUCGAGUGGACUUUUCAGUUUGGGAGUGGGCCUUGAUGCCUCUUAGCAUCCUGUCCUUGCACUGUACAGUUUGACUGCUCAUCCACACUGAUCACAGAUCCACCAUGCUGCAUUACAAAGACAAACAGGUCCAACUAUUUUACAAAUAGCCCGCCAAGGGUUUCCUCCUCCUAACGGAAAAAACGACAAAUGCUGCUAAAUAACGUCCUCUUCCAUAAACUGUUGGGAGUGCUGAAAGACUUUAAUGGUCAAACACGGACUCGGCAUGUUCCUCUAAGCAUGUCGCUCUGGCUUGCACUGAAUAAUAAAAUAAAACAUCACAUUAUGUAUUUCAAUCGAAAUGCCAGAAUUUGUCUAAUAGAGGCCAGAGAGGUCGUAAAUUGGGACUAUUGAAAUGAUUGCAGUAGGUCAACUGGAGAAUUCUGUCACUACUUAUCUGUCUGUCUAUCUGUAAUGCGGAAAUGGUGCAAAGCUACCAAAAAAAAAAGAUCUGUUCCUCACCUAUGGGGUAUGUUUUCUAGCCCCAGUGACUGGGAUACAUGUAUAAAUUGCAAUCUACUAGAAUGUUCAUAUUAGAUUAUAAAAUAAUAUUAAGGGCAAUUAAUAUUGUAUGUCUAUUGAGGGUUAUCAAUAAAGUUCCUGUGGAAAAGA